Gigantopelta aegis is the source of this 654-nucleotide messenger RNA. RefSeq names its product WAP four-disulfide core domain protein 3-like. Gene Ontology annotation, cellular component: extracellular region. Gene Ontology annotation, biological process: antibacterial humoral response; innate immune response. The transcript is spliced from 3 exons. Lineage: Eukaryota; Metazoa; Mollusca; Gastropoda; Neomphalida; Peltospiridae. The record is from RefSeq and is a predicted model, not a curated record. Gene Ontology annotation, molecular function: peptidase inhibitor activity. The coding region runs from base 154 to 483 and encodes 109 amino acids.
GCGAUUGUUUAACACAGUGGGCCAGAUGUGGAUCACGUCAGAAGUGUCUGGUUGUAGCAGACGAGAGGUGUUCGAGAGGAAAUUGCAGACAGAGGGCCACGUGCGUAUGUCCUGUCUACAAGUGUAGGUUCUGUAUGUCCGGGUAUGUGAUAGAUGAAUCUGGGUGCCAAACCUGUCAGUGUCGUGCGACUACCACGAAGCCGGGCGUUGUCAAGUCUGGGUCAAUGUCCGCCAUUGAAGGGCAAACGGUCAUGUGACGUCACGUGUCACGGUGAUGGCGACUGCUCCGGGUCCCAGAAGUGUUGUUCCAGGGGGUGUGGCCGUGCAUGUUUGGAGCCUGUCGCUCCACCGCCGACGUCGUUACCCCCGCCGUCGUUACCCUCGCCCCAAGAGUGUCCGCGCGGUGUCCCCGCCUUCAUGUGCAAGUGGUUUCACAAACUCGUCAAGGUUUUCAUGAACAUGUUCAGUAAAAUGGGCAAAUAAACCUGCCUCCAUGUUAGCGUCAAACAUGUAACCGCUCGGUGUGUUCCUUCAAGUUAUACCAGUACUAGGAAAUAAGACACGUUUAAACGUUUAAAGAAAAAAAAAUUAACUUUUUUUCCUCAUAGUUUUCUUUUUAUAAAUAGUUUCAAUGGUUGACAUAUCAUUUGCGUA